Mandrillus leucophaeus (drill) is the source of this 2789-nucleotide messenger RNA. RefSeq names its product calcyphosin-2. The record is from RefSeq and is a predicted model, not a curated record. Gene Ontology annotation, molecular function: calcium ion binding. Bases 80 to 1132 code for a protein of 350 amino acids. The transcript is spliced from 10 exons. Lineage: Eukaryota; Metazoa; Chordata; Mammalia; Primates; Cercopithecidae.
UAGGGCUGUAAUCAGUGAUCCGGAACAAAAUUUAGCCAUUGAGCAAAAAGAAAGUGAUCAUAUCCUUCCAGAUUCAAAGAUGACACCUCUUCGAUUUAGAAAAAGAACACUACAUGAAACAAAGAUAAGAACUCAUUCUACAUUAACUGAAAAUGUGCUUUCUCAUAAAUUACAAUUUGAUGGUAGGAUCAUGUCACGUAAUGGACGUGAUGCUUGCAGAGAGCUGAUUGGGUUCUUUUUCACUCACGACCAAUCCCUUACAAUUUAUGAAUAUCGACAAUUUGGGAAAAAUAGAACAAUUGUGCUUCCUUUUAUUCAAAAAAGCAUUUAUAGUCAUCAAUGUGGACGAAGAAAAGGAAAACAAUACCGACUUGGUGAUUUUUAUGUUGGUGCAACUUUGACAUUUUUGAGUUCUGAUCAUGCCAGCCUUCCAGAAAGCAUGAAAGAAAACACAUUUCUUAAACUCCGAAUCACACAUAUUGAUCAAAUAGCUUUGGAUUCUCUCAAAACUGCUUCUAUGGACCAGGAGGAUGAUAUAGUUAUUCAAGAAACCAAUGAUAGGCUGGUCUUCAAGGCAAUUCAAGAUGUGCUAAAAGAAAAACUACAUAAAAGAGGUGUUCGUAUUUUGACUGGAUUGGGAAAAUACUUUCAACAGUUGGACAAGGAAGGAAAUGGACUUUUAGAUAAGGCAGAUUUUAAGGAAGCUCUAAAAGUGUUUCACUUAGAAGUGUCUGAAAAGGAUUUUGAGUCUGCAUGGCUAAUUCUGGAUGACCAUGGCAAUGGUAAGGCUGAUUAUGGAGAAUUCAAACGUGGUAUUAUUGGUGAAAUGAAUGAAUAUAGGAAAUCAUAUGUUCGAAAGGCCUUUAUGAAACUGGAUUUCAACAAAACUGGCAGUGUGCCUAUUACAAACAUAAGAAAAUGUUACUGUGCAAAGAAGCAUUCUCAAGUAAUUUCAGGCCAUUCAACAGAGGAAGAAAUUAAAUCAUCCUUUCUAGAAACGUUAAAAGUUGCCUGCAGCAAGUCUGAUGAAGUUUCGUAUGGUGAAUUUGAAGAUUACUAUGAAGGUUUAAGUAUAGAAAUAAUAGAUGAUGAAGAUUUUGUUACCAUCUUGCGUACUCCAUGGGGGAUUUAGUCUUUAAUAAUACAUAUGUCAUCAGCACUAAGCAUUUUAUUGGAGAGAUGAUUUCAGUGUAAAGGUUGAUCAAACACUGGAAUAUAUUUUCCUAGGACUUCCUUUAUUCUGUUUUUUUUUUUUUUUUCGUUGAGCCUGGAAAGAACUAUCCAGAAGGAUAGAUGUAGUGGCAUGUGAGUGUUUGUACAUGUAUAUGCCUGCUCACAUGUUCAUGCAUUUGUAAAGGUGUCUUUUUGGUUUAUUACUUAUCUUGCAUAUAUUUUAGAGGUCAUUUUUUAUUAACUUCAAUAGGAAAGUUACAUCUGCAUCAAACAAUAUGGCAGCAUGUAUUUAUUAACCAAGUUUCCUGUCCUUUCACAUUGUUUUUAGCUAUCUCUUCCUCAGAAUAUAUUUGCCACCAUUGUCAAUUUGAUAAAUUAGAAUUGGGCCUAAAGCCAGUGAAAUAAUUCAACGUGUUUUUAACAUAUGAAUAUAUUAAAGGAUAUGCAAGAGAAAUGUUUCAAGCAGUGUGAUUAUAGAUGUUUUCUGUAUAUAGAAUAUUUAGAAUGAUGGAGGUUUACCCCUAUGAUGCUCAUUUAAAUACUGACUUGUCUUGUAAAUCUUUGUCUUCUAAAUUAUGUACUGUUGUUGGUUAAAUAGAGCACAAUGUAGUUUUUCUAAUGACCAGUUGUAUUUGUUCUUUUAUUCUGUUUUAAAACAGCAUCCUUUUUACCAGCAUACAAUUGUUAUUUAGCUAGAAACAAUACAAUAUGAAUGGGAAAUGUUCUUUAUUAAGAUCAAUACAUUAUCUUUUUAAACAAAGAUCCUAAAAGUGUAUUGUUGCAAAUAUGAAUCUAAGGAAUAGUUCAGUAAUUAUUGCCUAAAAUGUGAAAGCAUAUUUUGUAUCCUAAAAUGAAUGUAUCAUAUUCUAAACAUCUCUUUUUGUAUAACAAACAAUUGAAACAUUUCCUUCUAAAUAUAUGUUAUUUAAUAGUUACAUGUAUUGUAGUCAUUCUUUCUAAAUUCUUUGCUAGUCAUUUCUUCCUGGGAAUGCAGAGAAAAGAGACAACUUUAUGAGUUGUUUCCAACUUCAUAAUUAAAUUUUCUAUGUUAAUGUAACAUAAAUUAGAAAAAAUAAGUGAUUCAAAAAUGAAAAUAUUUACUUUGUAGAAUAUGACUUUAGACAUCACUGUAUCCAUCUGUACUUGGCAGCAACAUGAGAAGUGUGAUACAUGUGUACCCAACAAAUUCAAAGUUGCGCUUUUCAAGAUUUGAGAAAGUACUAAAACUUAGUACUAAGAUAUGAGAGGGAAAAUAUGUGUAAACCUCUUAGUGCUAUUUUCACUGGCUAAAUUCUUUAUUUCUUGACUUUUUAAAAAAUUUGGUUAUUAAAAUUAAAACAAUAUGCUAGAAGACAUUUUGGCAGAAAUAAGUCUAUAACACUAUUUUUGUCACAUAUCUUUUUCUUGGAAAAAUUUAUCCAACUAUAGAAAUCUGAAACCAUACAAAUUGUUCUUGUUAAAAAUGACUAAUACUGGAGGUGCUCAAUAUGCAUAUAGUGCGUUUUUCAUUGAUAAUUUUUAUUUAGUUCUUAAGAAACCUAUUCUUAAUGUUGGCAUGUCAUAUUUUUCUGUUUCUAUAAUCAGAAACUGUGUAGUCUGUUAUACCGUAAAAAAAA